AUGGUUUUACACUCUGAGAUUUCCAUACAUCAAAAGAACUUUGCUAGUGAAUUCGAUAACCAAGCGAAAUCUUUACAAAGAAUAAUAAUGAUUGCUACAAGGCCAACUGUUUUCACAUCGCGAAUAUACAAUAAUCUGCCCCUAUCAUUCAGUGUUUCCACAUUAGCACGCCGCAAGUUUCAUGAUUUCGCAUUUGUCUUUGAUAUCGACGGAGUGCUUUUCCGAGGCAAGAAGCCCAUUCCACAAGCACGCUCGGCUCUUGAGCUACUCAAUCGCAAAAAGGUUCCUUACAUUCUAAUGACCAAUGGUGGUGGUAUAUCUGAAAAAGCCAAGGCUGACGAAGUAACAGAGAUUACGAAGUGUUCUUUACCCAUAUCGCCAUUGCAAGUUGUGCAAAGUCACACACCAAUGAAGGCACUCACGCGUGAUAAAAAUUUCCAACGUGUGCUUGUUGUUGGUGGGAAAGGUGACAAUGCACGUCAUGUUGCAUAUGACUAUGGAUUCAAGGAUGUGGUGAUGCCGAUUGAUAUUGUCAGGGCAAAUAGGGCUGUUGCGCCACACUCAAUGUACACUGAGGACGAUUUUGCCAAAUAUUCCAGAGAUGUGGAUUUGAGCAAGCCGGUUGAUGCCAUCUUGGUGUUUAAUGAUCCUAGAGACAUGUCAUCUGACAUUCAAAUUGUGCAGGAUGUGCUUAAUUCGCAAAAUGGUGAACUCAAUGGAGUUAAGCGAAAUUUCAAGGAUGUCAAGGAUAAAAGUAAACCGGCCGUCCCUAUUUUGUUUAGUAACAAUGAUUAUGUCUAUGCCAAUGAUUAUCCGCUCCCAAGGUUUGGCCAAGGUGCGUUUCGAAUUAUUACUGAGUCGUUGUACAAUCAUACAAAUAGGUUAUCGCCUCUGGAAAACCUUCAGUCGUUGAUUAUGGGUAAGCCAUUUAAAUUGCAGUAUGAUUUUGCACACCACGUGUUAAUAGAUUGGCGCAGCAGAUUAACCAAUAACGAGUUGAAAACUGACCUGCAAAUAUUGCCAUUACUUGGCGAGGUACCUGAGUCGAGUCCGUUUAAGAAGAUUUAUAUGGUUGGAGAUAAUCCUGAGUCAGACAUAAAGGGAGCCAACGAUCAUGGAUGGGAGUCAAUAUUGUUGAGAACUGGUGUGUACAAGGAUGAGGACUGGGAUUAUAUAGUUGCCAAGCCCACUGUUGGAGUAUUUGACAAUGUGGAGGAUGCCGUGAAACUGGUGCUUGAGAAAAAUGGAGUCAGCACCGAUUAG
Lodderomyces elongisporus is the source of this 1263-nucleotide messenger RNA. RefSeq lists its product as uncharacterized. The transcript has 2 exons. NCBI's taxonomy places the organism in Eukaryota, Fungi, Ascomycota, Pichiomycetes, Serinales, Debaryomycetaceae. Gene Ontology annotation, cellular component: mitochondrion. Bases 1 to 1263 code for a protein of 420 amino acids. Gene Ontology annotation, biological process: glycerophospholipid biosynthetic process. The record is from RefSeq and is a predicted model, not a curated record.